Oikopleura dioica is the source of this 741-nucleotide messenger RNA. The record is from the annotation of a GenBank genome assembly. NCBI's taxonomy places the organism in Eukaryota, Metazoa, Chordata, Appendicularia, Copelata, Oikopleuridae.
AUGAAAAUUAAGAUAGCACCUGCAUUUUUUGCCGCAGCAUGGUCAAAGACGCUUGUUAUCGGAGGAAAGUCGGAAAAAAUCGAGGCUCAUCCAUCAGCAACAAAAUUAUUGAAAAACAAAAACACCCUGAAGUGCGGCGCUGUUCUGAUUUCAUCGCACUCAUUUCUUACCGCCGCUCACUGUCUCCAAAACACAAACUUGGAAGCAAUUACAGGAAGCGGAUCUGAGGGCGAAGAAAAAUACGAAAUUUCGUCGAAGAAGCAGAUCAAGCAUCCAAACUACAGCUCUGUCUAUUUCACCAACGACAUCGCUGUUUUGAACGUUUCAAAGACUAUUUCUUUUUCCAAAUUCACCUUUCCAGCGAUUAUUCCGAACCAUGCGCCAGUCGAUAAAGCACCUUCGACAGUUUGCGGCUGGGGAAGCACAACGUAUCCAGAGGAAAACUACCCCCUCGAUCUGCAAUGCGCGGAUAAUUACAUUCUCGACAACGCAAACUGUCGAAGCUACUACGGCGGCGAUAUUCGACCUGGCAUGGUCUGCGCGAUGAGCAAUACGUUUCACGAAGACGCUUGUACCGGUGAUUCUGGCGGCCCGCUCUUCGAUUGGUUCUCUUACGAUAGUAGCAGCAGCGAGGAAGCGACGGAAGAAGUCGUCGGGCUGGUUUCGUGGGGAAAUGGCUGUGGAACGCACCCAGGAUUCAGCUUUAUCUCAAACAGAUACUCAUUUAUUUUACGACUUUGA